Messenger RNA from Triticum turgidum subsp. durum (durum wheat), 996 nucleotides. Lineage: Eukaryota; Viridiplantae; Streptophyta; Magnoliopsida; Poales; Poaceae. The record is from the annotation of a GenBank genome assembly.
AUGAGCGCCGCGGGGUCCCGGGUCGAGGCGGCGCCGCGGCUCGCGCAAUGGCGCGUCGACGCCCUCCCCUGCUACACCUACCGCAAGUCCGACUCCUUCCGCGUCGGCCUCUGGAACUGGUACCUGUCUGUGGAGAGAAACAACAAGCAAACUUGCGUUAAGCUCUUUGCAGAGUUGUCAAAUUCUGCCAAGAACACAGCCCCCGCACCGAUAGCCUCGUUUGUCACGAAACUUCUGAUAUCCUUUCCUCCAGAUCAGAAGAUCAUAGAGCAUCCAGGUAUCCUGGACAAGCCUCUGAAACACGAAGGGUUUGUGUGGACGAUUGAUAGUAGUUUUACAGGAAGAUUUGUGAUUGAGAUAGAGUUUCUGGACCUCAAAGUUGCAGAUUCAUCUGGAGGUGAACCUGCCUCGAUCUGGGCCUCACGCCAAAUCAAGCAGUCUUCAGACAACACCGCGCUGUCAUCCCUUGCAAGGAUGCUGCAAGAAGGCAUCCUCUGCGACAUCACGAUCAACGCCGACGAUGGCAGCAUCAGGGCGCACCGGGCGAUCCUGGCCGCCCGCUCGCCCGUCUUUCGGAGCAUGUUCUCGCACGACCUCAGGGAGAAGGAGCUCUCCACGGUGGACAUCUCCGACAUGUCCCUCGACGCGUGCCGGGGCUUCCUCAACUACAUCUACGGCAACCUGCGCAGCGAGGAGUUCCUCGCGCACCGGCUGGCCCUCCUCGGCGCCGCCGACAAGUACGACAUCGCCGACCUCAAGGAGGCGUGCGUCGAGAGCCUGCUGGAGGACAUCGACGCCCGGAACGUGAUCGAACGGCUACAGACGGGCCACCUGUACCGGCUGCAGAGGCUCAAGGACAGCUGCCUCAGGUUCCUGGUCGACUUCAGGAAGGUGUACGAGAUGCAGGAGGAGUUCAGCGCGUUCCUUCAGACGGCGGACAGGGACCUGGUGGCUGAGGUGUUUCAGGGCGUUCUUGCGGCGUGGAGCGGCCGGUGA